AUGAGCGGCUCCCACACUGUUUCUUCUGGUCAAAAUGUUGAUUAUUUGACAACACUUGCAAUCGAAACCCUUCACUUUAUAUUGGAUGAAUUAGACGACGAACGAGAUCAAGUGAAUCUUGCGAUGAGUUGUAAAUGGUUAUACCGUGUAUAUCGUAUUUAUCAUCUUGGUUUUGCUACGCCCAAAUGGGUCCCAUUUAAUGGAGAAGGUAGUGCCGAUGAUGAAUCUAAUGAGGGUCCUCCCGCUGCAAGUUAUCGUGAUGGAGUACUUGUCGAUGGCGCGUUAUGUGUUCCCAUCUUGAAUGAAGAACAGCCCGUGUGUUGGGUGCUUGAUUUUAAACAAUUUGUGAACAAAUGGCACAAAUCUAAUAUAAUUCUGAGAUUGGAUGACCAGGAAUACAUCCCACUUCGAAAUACUGUCGCAACUUUUGUACGUUCUUGCAUUUAUCUGUUCGGCGGUGAAACGGUGUCUGGCAACCCGUCAAAUAUAUUUUACGAAUUAGAUCCAAAAACAAUGGUUCUUCGCAAUAUUAAACCUACGAAUGGUAUUGUCCCUUCGAUGAGAACAAUGCACUCGUUAAAUACAGUCGGAAAGCAACAUUUAGUACUCUUUGGAGGACGUUCUGUCAUUUUUGGUGAUAUUAUUUCCGGACAUGGCGUAGAAACAAAAAACAACAACAAAUAUUAUGACACUAAAGACUUUUAUUUGUAUGAUUUACUAAGCAAAACUUGGUAUUCCUAUCCUGAUGAAUACCGCUACGAUUUGCCGUAUGCACGCUCUGCGCAUUCAUCUUUGUCAAUCGGAUCUUCGCUAUAUAUCUACGGUGGACAAAAAAUUCGAGCAAAUGCUCAAACAGAAAUUCACGACGACGAAGAUUUAUGGGUAUUUAAUUUUGACAAUACUAUCACUAGUAGCAUUAACAGUGAUAGCGAUAGUGCUGAGGAAGUGGAGGGUAGCGAGAGUGGCAACGAUGAUAGUAACAGCUCGAGCAGAUCAAAUACCACAACUUCUACCACAUCAAUGGUUAAAGCCACAAGUAGCAAUAUGAUACGAAAUUUUCUACAAAAUAGAUGGCAAAAACUUUUCUCCCCUCGCACUUCAACCUCCCCAUUUUUCGCACUUGGAGAUGAAAGCGACUGGAAAGAAACGACUGGCAAAGUAACCGGCAAAAGGUGCGGCUCGGCAAUGUUCAGAAUCGGAAAACGAGUUGCGAUUUUAGGCGGGUAUGAAAAAGACAAUUGGGUACAUGAAGAAGAUGCUGUACGACCUUGGGAAAUGUGUAAAUUAUAUUUAUCGGAAAGACGGAGAUGGGACCACAUUCGUAUUACGGGGUUCCCAGAGAUGGAGUGCGUUGCUUUCACGCAGGAUCAUACGGGUCAGCCAGGGAACUUGUUUAUCAUGGGAAGAAAAAAAGAUCAGGAUGACAAAAUUGUCAUGGGAUGGAUAAAAGACUAUUAA
Molecule: messenger RNA, 1458 nt
Organism: Ambispora leptoticha
Lineage: Eukaryota; Fungi; Glomeromycota; Glomeromycetes; Archaeosporales; Ambisporaceae
Source: the annotation of a GenBank genome assembly